Molecule: messenger RNA, 2859 nt
Organism: Rosa rugosa (rugosa rose)
Lineage: Eukaryota; Viridiplantae; Streptophyta; Magnoliopsida; Rosales; Rosaceae
Product: disease resistance protein RPP2B-like
Exons: 3
Coding region: 1781-2584 (267 amino acids)
Source: RefSeq, a predicted model, not a curated record
GCCACGACCCCCAUCGCCGCCCUUCCAAGGAACUCCACCUCCAUCCAAGCAAAUGAGUCUGGAUGCCCAUUAGGCCCGAGCCAAUCGGGUAUGGGAUACCCAUCACGCCCCACCGUCUAUCAAAUGCCAACGACGCCUUAACAACCUCCAACCACCUUCCUCGGAGCUCUACCGCGACCAUCUAUGCCGCCAACGAGGAUCGAAAAGGGACGAAAUCGGCCAACCAAUGUUAGUUUCUUCCCCGUCUAGAAAUCCAAGAACCACCGCUGAGCUCUGUAGAUCACCACCCUUCCGACAGUGCCGCAACGUCAGCGCGGCCAAAGGCCGGCAGUGAUGUUGGGUCACCGCCGGACGAGCGCUCUUGAAACACUAGGGAAGACGACUAUGAUAGAAGCUGUUGCGGCUGGAGAGAAGUAGGGUUAUUCAAUAUCUUUAAUAUUAUUUUGAUAAUAGAAAUUCAAAUUCUCAAACCCACACUGCAUGUUAAUGCAAAUUGAGGUAAAAAUAUCAAAAUACUUGAGCAAAUGACAAUAUUGAGGUGUACCAUAAGUUAUAAGCAAGAAGGCCGAUGAUCAUAAACCUCCCAAUUGCUAGAAGCUAACCCAAGCCCACCACGCAGAGACAGCCCAAGACCAUUCUCCCAUUUGUCUAUGGCUUACACGGGUCCAAAACCCUCUCUCUUCUCUCCCAUUCCCUUCCUACUAGCCAGUCUCAGUCCUCCUCUGAUGAGCUUAGUGCCGUUUCUGCUGAGCCAAUAAUACCAAUAGGCAGUGAUUGAGAAAUUAGGCAUUGAUAUACUGUGCUGAAGAGCUUUAGUGGGUUUUCAGAAAAUGAUAGGAAUCUUAAAGAUUAAGCCCCUAAUAUCUACGCUUGAGUCUUCUUCAAGCCACCAGUUCCUUCAGAGGUGCUCUGUGAGUGGGACUGCAAAGGGUAAGUCAGAGACGAAAACUGCAGCGCCUCUGAAGCGCUCAAAGAUAACUACGAAAAAAGGUUCUGGAGAUGGUGCUCCUAAAGGUACAGAGGAAAUUCAUGUAGUGCUAUGUACGCCUCAGAACUCUCCAGAAAUAACCCAAGCACGCGAUCCGUUUUCGUGACUUGACGACCCACAACGGGACCCGACCGGAACUCUUCCAGAGAUGCCAAGCAAGAUAAAAUACUUGGGUUUAGAUGAAACUGCAACUAAAGAGUUGCCUUCAUCAAUUUGGUCUCUUAAAAAACUUGCUAAACUGAAUCUUUCUAGCCGUGCAGGCAUUAAGAAUCUUCUAAGAAGCCCUAGGAGGCUGAAAUGCCUGGCAUUUCGUGAGUGUGUAUCUGCGGGAUCAUUUCAGUCGUACUGCAAGAUAGCAAACAGCUUGUGAGGCUCCCAGCCAGUAUCUAUGAGUUAAAAUCUCUGAAGAACUUGAUCUCUCUGGUCGCUUUAGAAUCAAAAAGUUCCCAGAAGUCUUGGAGGUAAUGGAAUGUCUCAAGUUUCUUCGUGUACAUAAUUAAGAAAUUGUAGGGGUACCCUCAUCAGUUGAAAAUUUUGUUGGGCUUAAAACACUAGAGAUAUCUUCAUGUGGAAGCCUUGAGUUUGUCCCCAACAGCAUCUACAAUUUAAAUGUUCUUGAGCAUUUCUCAGUGACUUACAGGCUGCGUGAAACUGAAAAGAUUGCCUCCCAUGUCAGUGAUUUUGUGCCCUUGAUAUCUCUAGACCUCAGUGAUUGCCAAUUUUUAGAAGAAAUAUAUCCGUGAUGGCCUCAUUGGCUCAACCUCAUUGCAAAGACUAAAUCUAAGUGGAACCAUGAUUCAGACCAUCAAUCCAACAAUCAAACAAGCGUCUGGGCUCAAGUAUCUGAACACAAGUAACUGCAAGUGCCUUCAAUCUUUGCCAGAGCUCCCAUGUCUUCCAACUCUGGUGGCAAAUGGCUGCCCAUCACUGAAGACGGUGUCAUAUCCAAUGACUGCACCCAGACGAGAUUUGAAUCAGAGGCAUUCAUUUUGUGCUUGUAUAAAUUUGGAUGAGAAUACAAGAAGCAACAUGAUGCAUGAUGCAUGGGCUGCAUGGCUCAGAAUUGUGCGAAUGGCAACUGAUCAUCCAUUAUAUGGUACCGUUACUCUAAUAUGUCCGGGAACUGAGAUCCCAAAGUGGUUCAGCUGUGAAAAAGAGGGAUCUUCAAUAAAAACCAAGCUUCCUCAGCAGUGGUCUGAUGAUAAAAACUUCUUGAGAUUUGCUCUGUCAGCUGUUUUGCCAUUCUAUACAGCAUAUUCUGUCACACUUCAAUGUGAAUGCAAUCUCACAACCAAUAAUGAGCGAAGCCAUCAACUUACUUUAUUUCAUUCUCAUUCCCAUAAAGCCAGGAUUGAUGGCCUGGAGGAUGAACAUUCAGAUCACCUGUUAAUGGUGUACAGAUCCCUUUCACUUCCAGAUACAGUGAAAUGGUCCACCGAAGUUUUUUUUGACUUCUCUGCUAAACUUGAUGGUCAGUUCGUUGAGGUGAAAAGUUGUGGUGUGCUCUUUUUGUAUGCCCAAGGUCAGGAUCAUGAUUCUCUGAAAUUUGAAGUCAUUGACACAGAACAAGCUACGUGGAAUUGGAACUUCCAGUGAGUCUGAAUCUGGUGAAAGUGAAACUUCUAGUGAGUAUGAAUAUAGUGAAAGUGAAAAUUCUACUUGGAGAGCUUUCUUUCAAUGAUGCUCGGAAGUUUUAUCAUUAAAUAAAUUCCCAAAAGCAGGGUUUGGCAACUGCAUAAUGGAAUAUUUAUUUGCUGUCUUUCACAACUACAUUUCUACAUUCUGUAUUUCUUUGUUCUGUUUGGCACUUGUACAGAUGUCCUAGAACUUGAAUUUCAUUAUGAAGUAAUCAGCUGUCUCUCAACCGUCAA